AUGGAAUCUGAGUACCGCAGACUGGCGGACACCAUCCGCCAAAAGGCCAGCAGCCACCCCAAGCCGCGCUAUCUCGUUGCCAUUGCAGGAGUCCCCGGGUCUGGUAAGACCACGACCGCCGAGGCUGUGGUUCAGCAGCUGAAUGCCUCCCCUACGGUACACGCCGCCCUUCUUUCGAUGGAUGGAUUUCAUCUGUCUCGCGCAGCUCUGGACCAGCUGCCCAACUCCACGGAGGCACACGUGCGCCGCGGCGCACCAUGGACAUUCGACGUCGUAAGGUUCGUGGAGUUCGUUGGCCGACUUCGAGCGUGGGCCGACGAGACCCCAUUGGCAGCUCCUUACUCGGGCAAAUGGACUGCCCAGGACGUCAUCCGGGCCCCGGCUUUCGAUCACAAAGUCAAGGACCCCGUCGAAAAUGGGAUUGCCAUUACACCCGACGUUUCGAUCAUCAUCGCCGAGGGCAAUUACCUCCUUCUCGAUGAGCCGGGAUGGAGAGACCUGGCCACGAUGGUUGACUGCCGAAUCUUUGUGGAUACCGAUCUGCAAGAAGCGCGCGAGCGAACUGCCAAGCGGCAUGUACGUGCGGGCAUUGAAAAGACCCUGGAGGAUGGGUAUCGGCGGGUGGAUAGUAACGACUAUCUCAAUGGGGUCUCAAUCCGUGACAAGUUACUUGCUCCCGAUAUGGUGGUAAAGAGUUUGACGGCGAAUAGCGCGGUGUAA
This is a messenger RNA of Penicillium cinerascens, 720 nucleotides long. RefSeq names its product phosphoribulokinase/uridine kinase family protein. The record is from RefSeq and is a predicted model, not a curated record. NCBI's taxonomy places the organism in Eukaryota, Fungi, Ascomycota, Eurotiomycetes, Eurotiales, Aspergillaceae. The transcript has a single exon. Gene Ontology annotation, cellular component: cytoplasm. The coding region runs from base 1 to 720 and encodes 239 amino acids.